This is a messenger RNA of Mytilus californianus (California mussel), 3311 nucleotides long. RefSeq names its product DNA ligase 1-like. Lineage: Eukaryota; Metazoa; Mollusca; Bivalvia; Mytilida; Mytilidae. The record is from RefSeq and is a predicted model, not a curated record. Gene Ontology annotation, molecular function: ATP binding; DNA binding; DNA ligase (ATP) activity. Bases 136 to 3237 code for a protein of 1033 amino acids. Gene Ontology annotation, cellular component: nucleus; mitochondrion. Gene Ontology annotation, biological process: DNA recombination; DNA biosynthetic process; DNA repair. The transcript is spliced from 24 exons.
UUUUUGUAGCUAAAAAAGCACCUGCAAUAUUAUGAAGAACUCUUUCGUUCAGAGAUAAAAUAUUGGUCACUUCCGGUUUGUCAAAAGGCGGCAAAUGGAAAGUUGAUCAGAUCUGUGAGAAAGAAAACAUCAACAAUGCAAAAAUCUAUAACAUCUUUCUUUACCUCGCCAAAACCCAAAAAUCCAGAACCAAUCUGUAACUCUGACAGCAAAAAGACCGAAAAGAGUUCAGUUAAAAAAAUUAAGUCACCACUGAAACCAAAAAAUACCUCGCCAGGAAAAGAUGCAGAUUCACCCGUGAAAAUACGUGCUAAAAGAAAGAGUAAAGCCAGAGUUAUUGAGAGUGAUGAUGAAGAUGAGUGUGAAAACAAUAUGGAUACCAGUGAAACUUCUGAGGCUAUCACUAAAGACCAGAAAGAGGACAAAUCAGAAUGUACAGAAAAGAAAGAGGAUAAAUCAGAGAGUACAGAAAAGAAAGAGGAUAAAUCAGAAAGCACAAAAGAUAAAACAAUAGAGGAUAAAAAAGUUAACAAGAAAGAAACCCCCUUGAAGUCAAAGCCAGAGUCUGUAGAUUCAGGAGUUUCCUCACAGUCAUCACAGGAAGGACCAUCAACACCUAUUAGUUCACCAUUUGGUUUACCUGUCAGAAGAACAGCAAGAAAAAGUAUGGGAGCUACACCCAAAAGAAAGACAUUAGACUACAAAGAAGAAAAAUCAUCAAGUAAAAAAAGACGGAAGACAGAAGAUGAGGAAGAAAAGACUGAAAAAGAAGAGAGCACGACUAAAACAAAUGAUACAAAAGAGACAGUUACAGACCAAGAAGAAGAAGAAAUGGAGGUAGACGCAAAAGAACCUGAUAUGUCAGAAGACACGAAGAAUACAGAAUCUGACAAACAAGAUGACAAGAAGGAAAAAGAAGAAGAGGAGAGUGACAAACAAGAAAGCUAUGGUCCAAAAGUCAAGAAAGAAAAGAAAACACCUAAAGGGAAGAAAGAAAAACAAACUAGUAAUAAUAAAGGGAAAGCAACCCCUAAAGAAAAGAAAUCAAAGAAAGAAGAAAAAUCUCCUGAAGUCAAAAAAGAAAUAAAAGAAGAAAAGACUGACGAGAAAACUGAAACAAAAGCAACAAAACCUGUACACAGUUUCUUUGCUCCGAAAAAAAGCACCAAGUCUGAAACAGAAGAGGAUAAAGCUGUGGGCAAAUCAAGUGUGACUCCUUCCAAAGAUACCAAAACAGAGUUGAAAAAAGAGUCAGGAUCUGAUAAGAAGACAGACGAUUAUAAUCCUGCCAAAUCACGGUACCAUCCAAUUGAUGAUGCCUGUUGGAAACAUGGGGAAAAAAUACCAUAUCUUGCCUUGGCUAGGACCUUUGAAGCAAUAGAAGCUGUCUCAGCUAGAUUAAAGAUUAUGGAAAUGCUUUGUAAUUUUUUCCGUUCUGUAAUUGUACUCACCCCAGAAGAUUUAUUAUGCUCUGUGUACCUGUGUCUCAACAAGUUGGCUCCAGCUUAUGAAGGCAUUGAGCUUGGUAUUGGAGAAACAGUUCUGAUGAGGGCUAUAGCUCAGGCAACAGGUAGAAGUGUUGACAAGAUAAAGCUUGAUGUACAAGAGAAAGGUGACCUGGGAAUUGUAGCAGAGUCCAGUAGAAGUAACCAACGAACAAUGUUUGCUCCUCCAAAGUUGACAAUACGAGAUGUGUUCAAAAAGUUGACAGAAAUCGGGCAGAUGUCAGGCAAUUCUGCUCAAGCAAAGAAAAUUGAAAAAAUAAAAGGAAUGUUUGUAGCCUGUAGACAUUCUGAAGCCAGAUAUCUUAUUCGAUCCCUUGGAGGGAAACUGAGAAUAGGUCUAGCAGAGCAAAGUGUCCUCACAGCACUUGGUAAUGCUGUAUACCUUACACCCCCUGGGCAAGAUUAUCCUCCAGAAAUAUUGGAUGCUGGGAAAGGUCAGGGUUCAGAAUCAUUAAAAAAGAACAUGGAGGAAGCAGCUCUAGUCAUUAAAACAGUUUAUAGUGAAUGUCCAAACUAUGGUGCCAUAAUCCCAGUAUUAUUAAAGGAAGGUAUACAGGAGUUACCCAAACAUUGUAAACUAACACCAGGUGUUCCACUCAAACCUAUGCUUGCCCAUCCUACAAAGGGUGUUAGUGAGGUAUUGAAACGUUUUGAAAAUGCAGAAUUCGCCUGUGAAUAUAAGUAUGAUGGUGAAAGAGCACAGAUACAUAUAUUAGAAGAUGGAAAAGUACAUAUAUACAGUAGAAACUCUGAGAACAAUACCACUAAAUACCCAGAUAUAAUAGCCAGAAUACCUAAAGUCAAGAACGAUUCUGUCAAAUCAUGUGUACUUGACUCUGAAGCUGUGGCGUGGGAUGCAGAGAAAAAACAAAUACAGCCUUUCCAAGUAUUAAGUCACAGAAAAAGGAAGGAUGCUGAUGCUUCAGAUAUAAAGGUCCAGGUCUGUGUGUAUGCAUUUGACUUAUUAUAUUUAAAUGGCGAAUCUCUGGUCACACAGCCUUUCAGAAGGAGGAGAGAACUCUUACAUCAGUCAUUUGAAGAAAUUGAAGGAGAAUUUGUGUAUGCUAAGUCUAAAAUUUUAUCUGAUACAGAAGAAAUUGCUGAAUUCUUAGAUGAGUCUGUUAAAGGAAAUUGUGAAGGCUUAAUGGUGAAAACUUUAGACAAAAAUGCAACUUAUGAAAUAGCAAAACGAUCUCAUAACUGGCUGAAGUUGAAGAAAGACUAUUUAGAGGGAGUUGGUGACACAUUGGAUGUUGUGGUGAUAGGUGGUUACAUAGGAACAGGAAAACGAACUGGGAGAUACGGUGGAUUCUUAUUAGCUUGUUAUGAUGAAGAAAAUGAAGAAUUUCAAAGUAUAUGUAAAAUUGGCACUGGUUUUACUGAUGAGGAUUUAGAACAACAUUCUACCUUCUUUAAAGAACAUUUGAUUGAUAAACCUAAAACAUACUAUCGCUAUGACAACUCUCAUCUGCCAGAUCAUUGGUUCGAUGCUGUACAAGUAUGGGAAAUCAAAUGUGCAGAUUUAUCAAUUUCACCAACACACAAGGCAGCAUCUGGACUGGUGGAUCCAGAGAAGGGAAUUUCUUUAAGAUUUCCACGUUUUCUUCGCAUCCGUGAUGACAAAAAGACCGAUGAAGCUACCUCAGCCUCUCAGGUGGCAGAGAUGUACAAAGGCCAACAACAAAUACAGAACCAAACGAAGGAUGGUGGAGACGAGGAAGAUUUCUAUUGAUUUUGUAUAUAACAAUUUAUUUAAAAUUAAUUUUUAUGUAAAAUUUUCAACCUAAUAUAUCAAUGAACUAGAAA